UCUGUCGGCCCCCUGUGCACGGAGGCAGCCGCUGUCUAUCAGCUCUACUGCUCAGAGUCUGUUGUUCAUUAUGUGUCAUCUACAGCUGAAGACAUUGAUUUUUGUAGCCUGGGUGUUUGGCUACGUCGCCUUUCUGCUGUCCGUCCGGAGGAUGUGGACGGGGAAGUACGUCCGCAGUCCACUGGUCCGGUCGCUUUUUAUGAACAUGGUGACGGAAAGCGAAGCAUCCGCUGCUGAGGCACAAGAGUGGUACCGGUGCACCCCUGACCUGCUGGGAGACUCCCUGCAGCCUCUGUUUGUCCAGAGCCACCUGGACUCAGGCACCAAGGCUUUUCUCAAGAGGAGUGCAGAGAAGUCCAGCUGGCUGUUCACCCAGCUCUAUCAUUCUUUUGUAUCAACGGUUCUCAGCCCUCUGGUGUCGCGUACCUCCAUCAACGGGUUUCUGGGUCGGGGAUCUAUGUUUGUGUUUUCUGCGGACCAGUUCCAGCGACUGCUCCAUAUCGGCCCAGACUGGAAGGCUGAGAGACUCCUGGACCUCGGAGCUGGGGAUGGGGGUGUCACAGAGGUGAUGGGAUCCCAUUUCAGGGAGAUCUAUGCAACUGAGGUGUCAUUGCCCAUGAGGUGGCAUCUCCAGAGGAGGAAUUACAAAUUGCUUGGUAUAGAUGAGUGGCAGCAGACAGGUUUCCAGUAUGAUGUGAUCAGCUGUCUGAACCUGCUGGACCGCUGCGAUGAUCCUCUGCAUCUCCUGCAGAACAUCAGGCAAACGCUAGUUCCCAAGACAGGAAGACUCAUCCUGGCUGCUGUGCUCCCCUUCCAGCCGUACGUGGAAGUCGGAGGGAGAUGGGAGCGUCCUAAAGAACACCUAAAAAUUAAAGGAAAGACAUGGGAGGAGCAAGUAACCAACCUGUCAAAUGAGGUUUUCCGACGGGCAGGCUUUGACGUGGAAGCUGUAACCCGAUUGCCAUAUCUUUGUGAGGGGGACAUGUAUAGUGAUUAUUAUGUUCUCGACGAUGCAGUUUUUGUUCUUAAGGCCUCAGAUGACAGUGAACAGUCUGCUCAUUGAAUACUAAAAGCGAGGGAAUUGAGGGAAUGUUGGAGGCCCUUUUUUUCCCCCCUUAUUUUACUGGAUGGAUAAUUGUACAAUUUUCAUAAGCUUCAUUCAUAAAACACAGUAUUUCUGAAUUGUUUAGAAAUGGUGAGUCAGGUGUGAAGCUCAGGUACUGUUGUUCCUAUGUUUACCAGCCAUCUUGUGUGACAGUGAUACCUCGACAUUUUUUAAGCAAAAAAAAAAAAAAAAGAACUGAAAGGCAGUGAGCCUGUACUGAAAUGCCACUGAAGAUCAGAUCUUCUACCACAUAUCACCAUGCUGUAGGUGUUUGUUCUGUAAUGUCUGUUGUCUGUAUUUACUGUUAGUAUUUCAUCAUUCUGUGAUAAUAAUGAGAAGAAUUGUGGUUGGACCUUUGUUGAAUUUCUGCUUUAAUUUUUCAGGGUCUGAUGCAGAGAACCAGUGCACGUUACUGCUAAUACUUUUGUCAUUAGCAAUGUGAAAAAUGAAUGUGAGGCCUUCUUAAAGUGAGCCCACGUAACUUAGAUUAAACAGAACUACUGUGACCACAAGUGACACUUACAGAAUUUAAACCCACGUUAAUUGGUUUUCGCCACUAGGGGGCAGCACAACAAGCUGGAAAUAUAAUGCUGACAUACUGCAUUCUCAAGCUUUAACAUUACUGUUUUAGACCAGCUAACAGUAACAUAUUUACAAAACCAAUCUCCUAACUUUGUCCCUCUGCUGCUUUAGGUGAAUACAGGUCACUGCUGCUGAAAUUUAAGUUUGUGAGAGUAAAGUUAGGACUCAGAGGACUAAAAGGCUCCAUUGAGCUUUCCCGUCGGUUCAUCACUUGGACCGACCCCUUCCAAACUACAUAGUCAUUUGACCUGUUGUUAAUUCAGAAAAAUCCUCAUUAGUGCAGCUUUAAUGCUUACACAUAAGUGUAGUCGUAGCACAAAUAGAAAAACAAUCCUUAAAGUCACCACACUGACUCACGUUAACCAUACAGCAAUAUCUAAUUUGCCUGCUAUUCGCAAGCAUAAGUUACUGGUCAUCCCACACGUGCAGCAGUAGAACUGCUGAGCAUGUUGAACUAAGGACAGGUGUGUUUUAUCGGUUUGAAUUCAACAUUUUAUUUGUAAGAGAAAGCUUGUGAUAUUUCUUCUUUUAAAAGUUACAUGGUCUCACUUUAAUCAUUGCUGUGUGCUUUGGGUGAUUGUGCACAAUGGACUAUUCAUGUGCCACAAAUGAUGCAAUAUUUGUAAGAGUAUUAUAUGGGCUCUGGAAUAAAAAGUAUACAUUUUUGUGCA
Molecule: messenger RNA, 2358 nt
Organism: Stegastes partitus (bicolor damselfish)
Lineage: Eukaryota; Metazoa; Chordata; Actinopteri; Pomacentridae
Gene: mettl9
Product: methyltransferase 9, His-X-His N1-histidine
Exons: 5
Coding region: 71-1063 (330 amino acids)
Molecular function (GO): protein-L-histidine N-pros-methyltransferase activity
Source: RefSeq, a predicted model, not a curated record